Molecule: messenger RNA, 424 nt
Organism: Apaloderma vittatum (bar-tailed trogon)
Lineage: Eukaryota; Metazoa; Chordata; Aves; Trogoniformes; Trogonidae
Gene: IQCK
Product: IQ motif containing K
Exons: 5
Source: RefSeq, a predicted model, not a curated record
AGUAUGAAGCAGAACAGCCUCAAUUUCCAGAUGUUCCCAAUUCAAACCAUGCAUCUGUGUCUUUGGAAGCAGGAAUAUUGCAGCCAUUAUGUACGGAACAAUUGUAUUCAGCUCCUGUAGCUGAUGCUGCUUCCCAACAGUCGCUUCCCAUACCCGAGGCAGCCCCCUUUCCAGAACCACCUGAUCCAAAAACAUGUUCUCCUCAAGAAUACUUAGAGUAUUACAUCUUUCCAGUACUUUUACCUGGAAUCGCUGAACUUCUGCAUCGAGCCGAGAAGGAAAAGUGUUUUGAGAGGAAAAGGACCAAAUUUAUUGCCUGUGAUUUCCUGACUGAGUGGCUAUACAACAAGAACCCAAAGAGGAAAGAUGAGCCAUUCACGGAAUUCUUUUCCAUUCCUUUUGUUAACGACUGGCUAAAGGACCA